Geodia barretti is the source of this 1473-nucleotide messenger RNA. The record is from the annotation of a GenBank genome assembly. Lineage: Eukaryota; Metazoa; Porifera; Demospongiae; Tetractinellida; Geodiidae.
AUGGCAGUUCGUACUGGAGAGCAGUUCCUGGUGGGGCUGCGGGACGACCGGGAGGUAUGGCUGGGAGGCGAGAGGGUGGCCGACGUCACGUUUCAUCCCAAAAUGGCCCGAAUGGCGCAGACCCUGGCCGGGAUUUACGAUCUGCAGCACUCGCCUGAAUUCCGGGAGCGGAUGACCUUCACCUCUCCCACGAGUGGCGAGCCGGUGGCGCUGUCGUACCUAGUGCCGGAAACCCAGGAUGACCUGACAAGGCGCCGGGGAGCGCUGGAGAUCGUGGCGGAGUCGUGCCACGGGAUGCUUGGGCGGACACCGGAUUAUGUCAACAUUCAGUUGACCGCUUCGCGGCAGUUGUCGGCCAUCUUCGGGGAGAAGGACCCCAGGUUUAGCGCCCAUCUCAGGGAGUAUCACGAGUACGUGCGGGAGAGGGACCUGUGCCUGACCCACGCCUGCGGGCACCCGCAGGUCAACCGCUCAGUGGGACUGUCGGAACUGCCGGACCCGUAUAUCGCGGUCGGCGUGGUAGAUACGUGCGCCGAGGGAGUGGUUGUCCGCGGGGCAAAGAACCUUGCGACGCUGGCACCGUUUUCCGACGAGAUUUUUGCGCCCCUGUACCGCCCGCUCCGGCCCGACGUGGAGGAGGAUCGGAAGUACUGCAUCGGGUUCUCGGUGCCCUCGAAUAUCAAGGGGUUGAAGUUCAUCUGCCGGCCUUCCCACGACUUGGGAGAGCCACUGGGGGACUAUCCGCUGUCGGGGCAGUUCGACGAGAUGGACUCGCUGGCGGUGUUCGACGACGUGAUUGUGCCGUGGGAAAGGGUGUUCCUGCUUGAUGACGUGGAUUUGGGCAAUCGGACAGUUACGCAGGUCGCGCUGUGGCGCCACUACAUGCAGCAGGUGGCGGUCAAGAACAUCGCCAAGCUGGAGUUCAUCCUGGGCAUCGUUCGCGGGAUCACGGAAGGGAUUGGCAUCGGCGUGUACGGGCACGUGCAGGAAAAGACUGCGGAGAUCAUAGACACCAUCGAAACGUGCCGGGCCUACAUGCGGGCUGCGGAGGCGGACGCUGUGCCCCUGGAGGGGGCGGAGGGCAUCUGGCCCGCGCCGGAGCCAUGGAUCGCCAUGCGACACUGGUACCCGGAUGCCUACGCGCGGGUGGUCGCCAUCGUGCAGCAGCUUGCGGCCAGCGGGCUGAUGCUCACCCCUAACGAGGCCGACCUGGCCAGCUCCUUGGCAGCAGACAUUGCCAAGUAUUACCAGGCCAUGACCAUGGCCGCCCCGGAGCGGGUGCGGCUGUUCCGGCUGGCGUGGGACCUGAUCGGUACGGAGUUCGGUUCGCGUCAGACGCUGUACGAGCGCUUCUUCAACGGCGACGUGGUGCAGUUGCGGAUACGGCGGUACGCGCAGUACGACUACUCGAGGGCCGAGGAGUCAGUGCGACGGUUCAUGGGGGAGGUGUACGGUGAUUUGGCGGACCAAUGA